AUGUCUCACAACAAGGCCAACCUCACGAAAGAGGAGUACAUAUGCGAAGCAGAGGAUCUGGUCUGCGACUACGCCAAAGGCAGCAGCUUCAAAUGCAACGCAUGUCUGAAGUCAAAGUCGGGCAGGGUAAAAUGUUCCUGGGUCGCGGAGCUGAUAAAGAAGGUGGUCGUACUAGCCAAUGGCGAAGAGCUCGCUACGUGUGCCCCGAAGGGGUGGUUUGCUUUCAUCCUAGAGAUGUUACACGUCUUAGGGGCCGUCAAUCAAUCCAUCACGGCCCAGGUCGACCACCCAGCGCACGGGACCUCCCCGGCCGGCGGGUCGGUCGAAAAAGCGGCUGACAACGCCGGCCCGUCUAGUCAAAUCGACGACGACGCCCGCGUUGCUACAGACCCCGUUGACUCCGGGGCUAAUGGUCGUACGCCAUCCACAGAGAUAGUGAACGACGGGGGCUUUGCCGAAGAACAAGGCGACGCACCCGCCCACGAGAACAUCUCUCGCCACAGCACCCCUGUCCGGUUUGUGGACGAUGCUGGCGGCGUUCGUGAAGAAGGCGAUAGGGCGCAGGAUGGUUCGCCGAACGGCAGCAAUGCCGAAGAAGAGGCCUACGGAUCCACACACAGUCGCUCCCCGUCCAUCGCCUGGCGUGACCGCGAGCCUUCACCCAGGUACUUCAGGACUCCUUCGAUGGAGUUGCCCAGCGACCUGGAGGAUCCAACACACGAUGGGACUCCCUCCUUCCGGGUCCCCCCCUCUCCAGCGUACUUUUUAAGUGAGUCUGACGAGGCUCCGGACUACCGCGACCACCUGCCGCAGGACUGGACAUCGCACCUGGGAGUGGCCGCCUACGAUGGCUCGGCAGCUCACAUGGGGACACGUGAGGACGAAGAAGUUGUGGAUGGUAUGCUGGGCAACCUGGCGCAGGGCGGCACUCCUUCCGUGGGUGUAUCGGACGCUGGAGAUCGGGAAGAACUGGACAGCGUACGCGACAUCAACGCUCGCACGCAGGAUGCCGACACCUCGCACUCGCACUUCGGGUUCUAUGAGGAGGAAGAACUCAGAGUUCGAGCACUGGAACUCCUGGCCGAGAUCCAGGACAAGACCGAAGAGUAUUUCGAGCUAAGCAACCUAGCCGAACUCUCGUCGCGUUGCCUACCGCACCUCAUGGAAGAGGCAGCUAGCCCGAAGGAGGUGAGUGAGGUCGCUGCCCCGUUUGGCGAAGUCGGCCGCCUGGCUGGCGGAAUGGGAACGCAAGAACACCCUGCAACGUCUGGAGCAGCUGAAGGUCUCGCGCAAGCGAACCGCAGUGCACGACGAAGCGCCCUCGCCGACGAAGGUUGCACGCAGGGGAGAGGUAGCCUCGGCAUCGUCGUCCCAGAGCGGGCGGUCGAGAACCCAGCGCUCGUCGGCCUCACUCCUUUCCGCCCGCUCGUUGGCGUCACCACCCUCCGCCCAUGGACUGAGGAAGUUGGAAUGGGCUGGAACCGGGGCACAAGCGAACACAAAACACGGGGGCAGGCUUGCAGCGCGCGGACUGAGCGGUUCCUCACACGGAAGAAUGACGACAUCCGAAAACUACGGAAAACAAGUGAUCGUCGAUCCCGCUAUACCCACAAUAGAAGACUUCGCAAGGCGGAAUGA
This is a messenger RNA of Trametes versicolor FP-101664 SS1, 1638 nucleotides long. RefSeq lists its product as uncharacterized. The transcript is spliced from 6 exons. The coding region runs from base 1 to 1638 and encodes 545 amino acids. Lineage: Eukaryota; Fungi; Basidiomycota; Agaricomycetes; Polyporales; Polyporaceae. The record is from RefSeq and is a predicted model, not a curated record.